This is a messenger RNA of Gymnodraco acuticeps, 549 nucleotides long. RefSeq names its product NADH:ubiquinone oxidoreductase subunit B (gene ndufb6). The transcript is spliced from 4 exons. Gene Ontology annotation, biological process: mitochondrial ATP synthesis coupled electron transport; mitochondrial electron transport, NADH to ubiquinone. NCBI's taxonomy places the organism in Eukaryota, Metazoa, Chordata, Actinopteri, Perciformes, Bathydraconidae. The record is from RefSeq and is a predicted model, not a curated record. Bases 99 to 482 code for a protein of 127 amino acids.
UCCAUCUUCUUCUUCGUUGGUGUGUUUACCUUCGAAGGGGAAGUGUCCUCCAUGGUGUCAUUGCUGUUCUCUUGAGGUUGAAUAUCCAACAAAUCAAAAUGUCUGGGUACACACCGGACGACAAGCUGCGGGUGGAUCAGCUGAGGAAGCUCCGGAAACUGUGGCUGAAGGACCAGGAGCUCAGCCCGAGAGAGCCCGUGAUUGAGAUCAAACCUCCGGGAGCCGUCGCUAAGUUCUGGGCUGGAUUCCUGGAGCCCAAGACCCUGUGGAGGCUUUACACCUACAAAGCAUACACAGGUGGAGUUUUCGCCAUCACACGACUGUUGAUUCCUGCUUGGGUUGUUCACUACUGUGUGAAAUACCACAUCGCUGAAAGGCCAUAUGGUAUUGUGCCGUUGAAACCCAGGCUGUUCCCUGGUGACACCAUCCUGGAGACGGGUGAAGUUGUUCCAGAUCUCCCCGAGUUCCAUGGUCAUCACUGAAGUUGAAAUAUUUCUUUCAUUUCCUGUUGUAAAAACUGUGUAUAUGCCAAUAAAAUAAUAAAUUCAG